AUGUACAACCAGUUAUACAAUCUUCUGUAUAUUGGCUUGCCUACUCUGUGUCUCAUAUCUCGUUAUCAUCAGUUCAGUCAUAAGAAUCGUUCUUUUGAACUAGUUCAUUCGCGGACUAUACAUCACUAACGGACCCGCCCCGCCCGCUCUUCUUCAAUUUUCAAUAUACGAAGAAAAAGUCUAAUUGUUCAUUUUACGAAACUUGCAGUUAAAACGUGUAUAUGGGUAAUUUUCGCAAUCCGAUCAUUGUAAUACAUCCGGUAUACCGGUUAUUGAUUUUACCUGGUCUCAAUAUGAUGAAUAUUUCAAACGUGAUAGCCGGAAAAUUCAUAUCGGUUAUUCAGACCUGACAAUUAUAUGCCGUAAAAAGGAUGAAAGUAACUAUAUCAACAUUUGCAAAGUGCCUUAUUCAGUUGAAAAAGCACGUGUUUAAAUUUGUACGUCAUUUAAAAAUCGCCACUGCAAGCUGAACAAGUAAAAUUAGAGGUAAUCAAAUAUGUUCGGCAAUUUAUGGAGUCAGCUUAGUUUAAAAAAUUUUCUUGCAAAGCACGACAAUCCCUAUGUGUUCAUCUCAUCACAGUGGCAAAAUGACAAAUCAGUCCCAAAUGGAAAAUAUCUCAUCUAUCGCAUAACAGUGACAAUUUAUUUAUUCCUCACAUGGCUGUUGUCCAUUGUCUUGGAUAAUGUGGUUGAUAAAUGGCCGAUAUACUUAACAAAUUGGGGCUAUACAACAUGUACAUUACAGUCUUUGUUAGCAUCACUCAUGCUAUUAGGAAGCUAUGUAUCGAUGAGAAGAGGAAAGGGUGAACUUAUAAAAACAUUUUGGAAGGCAUAUCCUGUGUAUUGGAUAUUAAAUACUAUUGCUACGCCUACUGCAUUCGGCAUUACUACGAUAUAUUGGUCUAUUAUCUAUGACCCGAAAAAGAUGAACUUUACUGCAAUAAACUUCUUCGUUCAUGGAAGUAACUCCCUCGUUAUGUUCUUCGAUGUAUGGAUAGUGUGCCAUCCCAUCAAGUUGUUACAUUUUAUUUAUCCAAUAAUCUUCGGUGUUUUUUAUGUUAGCUUCAGUGCUGUGUACUUUGUUGCUGGGGGAACAGCCAGCCCUGGUUGGUUCUGAAAAACAGCUUGUGCUGAUGUAACCCGCCAGGGGUGGAACCAAGUACAUCUACAAAUUCGUAGACUGGGAACAUCCGUUUUCAACAAUAUUAACAUGCUUGGGAAUUACGUGUUUCCUUUUGCUGUUACAUCUGUUAUCGUACGGCCUCUCCCAGGCAAGGAUGAAAUUGCAUGAGACAUGCUGCGUCAAGAAACAUGACGUUUCUACUCGAGACCAAAGGAAAAGAGAUGCUGCCUACGUGAAUGAUGUAUUUUGUUAAUCUGUUGUUAAUACUUAUUUCAAGUUUUGUUCAUUAAUUAAAAUAUACGUUUUAUUUUUUCUUAGA
Messenger RNA from Acanthoscelides obtectus, 1442 nucleotides. Lineage: Eukaryota; Metazoa; Arthropoda; Insecta; Coleoptera; Chrysomelidae. The record is from the annotation of a GenBank genome assembly.